ACCUCGUCGUACAUUCCCCUCUCAGACCGAGGUCAAUGGGCGGGCAUCACGCCCAUACCUCAAAAUGACGGACCGAACCCACUAGUGGCCAUCAUGUACUCGCCAGAGUACCGCGAUGCGAUGGACUUCUUCCGCGCUGUCUCUGCCUCCGGCGAGAAGUCGGAGCGCGCCCUCGAGCUGACCGAGACCAUCAUCCGGAUGAACCCUGCCCACUAUACUGUCUGGCAGUACCGUAUGGCCAUCCUGCUGGAGCUGGGCAAGGAUCUCGAGGUAGAGCUGGAGCUCAUGAACGAGUUUGCCAGGGAGAAUCUCAAGUCGUAUCAAGUCUGGCACCAUCGUCUUCUGCUCAUGACUCACAUAUCUCCCGCCUCGCCCCAAGCCGAGAUCGACUAUAUCCAUACUUCCCUCCUUCCCGACCCGAAGAACUAUCAUACCUGGGCAUACCUCCACUGGCUCUUUUCGCACUUUCACACCCUCGGCCGAAUCACGCCGAAGAUGUGGCAAGAGGAACAGCGCUGGUGUGACGAGAUGUUGCGCGUUGAUGGUCGGAACAACUCGGCGUGGGGAUGGAGGUGGUUCCUGACGAUCGCUAGGCCGGAAGCGGGGGGAUUGGCAGAUCAAGGUCGAGGGGAGAUCAUAUACACCCUGAAGCAGAUCCAUACGAUUCCGCACAACGUCUCUGCUUGGAAUUAUCUUCGAGGCCUCCUCAAACACUUUUCUCACCCCUUUUCUCCAAUCCUCCCCGCACUCCACCCGUACCUCGCCCACCCAGACCUCAAGUCCCUCAUACCAUCCCCACCCUCGUCGUCUUUAUCGAACCUCCCGGCAGCUCGGGAUCCCCUCCCGGGCGAUACACCUCUUCCCAUCUCCCAUGCGGUGGAGUUUCUGGCGGACACGUUGGUCGAGAUGGGCAGACUAGGAGACGCAGGGUUGAUAUUUGCCAAACUCGGCGAGCUGGACCGGAUGCGAGCAGGAUAUUGGGAGUAUAGGAGGCGCGCCUGCGCGGACUAG
Molecule: messenger RNA, 1011 nt
Organism: Dioszegia hungarica
Lineage: Eukaryota; Fungi; Basidiomycota; Tremellomycetes; Tremellales; Bulleribasidiaceae
Product: putative pheromone maturation-related protein
Exons: 5
Biological process (GO): protein geranylgeranylation; protein farnesylation
Cellular component (GO): CAAX-protein geranylgeranyltransferase complex; protein farnesyltransferase complex; cytoplasm
Molecular function (GO): CAAX-protein geranylgeranyltransferase activity; protein farnesyltransferase activity
Source: RefSeq, a predicted model, not a curated record